This is a messenger RNA of Cydia strobilella, 4332 nucleotides long. RefSeq names its product organic cation transporter protein-like. Gene Ontology annotation, molecular function: transmembrane transporter activity. Gene Ontology annotation, biological process: transmembrane transport. The record is from RefSeq and is a predicted model, not a curated record. NCBI's taxonomy places the organism in Eukaryota, Metazoa, Arthropoda, Insecta, Lepidoptera, Tortricidae. The transcript is spliced from 12 exons. The coding region runs from base 189 to 2141 and encodes 650 amino acids. Gene Ontology annotation, cellular component: membrane.
GGUUGCUACUCUCCGAGCCAGUGCACUCGCGCGAGUAGAUCGACCCGGUCGCUAGUACUCGCAUCUGUAGUAUUUAGAUUGUCCGCGGACUUUGAAAUAUUGCAGUGUUUGUGUACGUUCCAGCUUGGAAAAAGGGGAAUUGGGAUCGAAAGGCACAAAAAUCAAUGCACUAGCAAAACGCAAGCAAGAUGGCGCCACAAGAGCGAACUUCGUGCUGCGAGGAGGAUUCCCGCCAAAACCAUGCCAUAGACAACCUGUCAAACAUAGACUUAGGCUUCGUGAACAAGGGCUACCAACCUGACAGCGACAAAGACACAGAAAAUGUUGCCAGCCAGAAAAAAGAAAAAAAGGCAACGGAUUUCGACGACUUACUGCCAUAUGUUGGGGAAUUCGGAUUGUAUCAGAAGAUUUUGUUUUUACUGAUGAUACCUUUCGCGUUUUUUGUGGCGUUCGUGUAUUUCUCGCAAAUUUUUAUGACGCUGGUGCCGGAGCAGCAUUGGUGCUGGGUGCCGGAGCUGGCGAACCUGACUGUUGAGGAGAGACGAGCCCUCGCCAUCCCCCCCAAAUCCGAGGGCCCUUACUCCCACGACCGCUGCCGCAUGUACUCGACGAACUGGACGCAGGCGCUAGCCGAGGGCCGGACGACGCCGGACGACGAGUGGCCCAUCGUCCCUUGUACCAAGUGGGAGUAUAACAGGAGCGACGUGCCGUAUGACACUAUUGCUAGUCAGCUGGACUGGGUGUGCGAGAAGGACAACCUAGCGGCGACGUCUCAGGCUAUCUUCUUCUGCGGAGCAAUAGUGGGGGGCCUGCUGUUUGGCUGGAUCGCCGACAAGUAUGGCAGAAUACCCGCUUUAGUAGGCACAAACCUGAUCGGCUUCGCGGCCGGCGUCGGAACAGCGUUCAGCCACAGCUUCUGGACCUUCUCCGCCUGCCGGUUCCUCGUGGGCUUCGCUUUCGACAACUGUUUCACCAUGAUGUAUAUCCUGGUUCUCGAGUACGUGGGGCCAAAAUGGCGGACAUUUGUGGCCAACAUGUCCAUCGCAUUAUUCUUCACCUUGGCGUCGUCUCUGCUGCCUUGGAUAGCGCUGCUGGCUGAUGACUGGAGAACAUUCGCUUUGGCGACAAGCGCGCCUUUCAUCAUGGCGGCGGCCACGCCCUGGCUGGUGCCGGAGAGUGCCAGAUGGCUGGUGUCACAAGGAAAGAUCGAGAAGGCACUGACAAUCAUGAAGAAGUUUGAGAGGAUCAACAAAACGAAGAUUCCGGAGAAGGUUCUCAGUGAUUUCACGGAAUCAUCUCUAAAAACCAUCAAAGAAAACGAGGCCGAAAACCGGACAUACUCCGUCCUCGACCUCUUCCGUACCCCCCGUCUGCGGCGCAACGCGAUACUUCUCAUCGUCAUAUGGAUGGCUAUCUCAUUGGUCUUCGACGGCCACGUCAGGAACGUGGGGUCUUUAGGCCUCGAUGUGUUUUUAACGUUUACUGUGGCCUCGGCCACUGAGUUACCUGCUGAUACGUUCCUCACUGCUGUUUUGGACAGAUGGGGCAGGAGAUGGCUCGCAUGUGGUUCCAUGGUGAUUAGUGGCGUGUUCAGUUUACUGGCCACUGCUGUACCAGUUGGUGGACCUUCGGCCUCCCUAGCCAUCCUCGGCCGCUUUGCCGUGAACAUCUCUUACAAUAUUGGACUCCAGUACGCUGCUGAACUGCUGCCUACUGUCGUAAGGGCGCAAGGCGUAGCUCUCAUCCAUAUCAUGGGCUACGUCGCCAGUAUAGUAGCCCCUUUCGUUGUUUAUUUGGCCACCGUAUCCCAGGAACUUCCCCUCCUGAUCCUGGGUGCCCUGGGCAUCGUCGGCGGCCUGCUCUGCCUGUUCCUCCCAGAGACCAUGGACACUGAGAUGCCUCAGACCCUGCAAGAUGGAGAGGAUUUCGGCAAGGACCAGAAGUUUUGGGACAAUCCUUGCUUCAACAGGAAAAAACCCGAAGAUGACGAAGAAAACCCGGGCCGCUACAUCAAACGGAACUCGGUGACCAACCAGACCCAAGAAUUCGUCAGAGCCAUUCCUUCCAUCGGCUCAAGGGCAUCCAUUCGAGCUUCCAUCAGGGCUUCCAUGAGAUCUAGGAGACAGGAGAGUGGAGUCUGACGUUAAUAUUGAUAUUAAUUGAUAGUUUUGGUUGUGACUACGCUUAUAUACUGUCAUGUGAUAUUGCUGAUCUGAUUUGGCAUGAGAAAAUUUGACUAUCAGCUCUUUGACAGGCUAAGUGCUUUGAUAGAAAAAGAGCUUUUGAUAGCCAAAGAGCCAACAAGAGCUUUAGGCAAAGAGCCUUUGAUAGGCAAAUAGCUUUAUCAAGCAAAGAGACUUCGUCAAGCAAAGUGCCUUUCACAGGGAAAGAGCUUUUAACAGACAAAGGGCUUAAUAAGGCAAAAAGCAUUUGGAAGGCAAAGAGCUUUUGACUAGUAGCUCUAAAGAGCCUUUAGGCAAAGAGCAUUUGAUAGGUAAAGAGCUUUUGUUAGGUAAAGGCUUAGACGUGUGACAAGCUAGUCUAUAUGAUCAGACUUAGGUAUAUAAACAUUUAACCAACGUGAAAGAAAAAUCAGGCGAAGAUUUUUUUUAAAGCGUUCAUCGAAGGAUGGAGAGAAAGAGAAAUUCCAUUAUAAACUACCCUAACAGCAUUUAUACGUCAUUAUGACGUCAGCGAUCUCAUAAUGACGCCAUAAUUACGUCAUUAUCACGUCAUUAUGACGUCGCUGACGUCACUUUGCUACCUGGGUACGUGCACAUCUAAAUUCAUUAUUCGCGUUGUCCCGGCUUUUUGCCACGGCUCAUGGAAGCCUGGGGUCCGCUUGGCAACUAAUCCCAAGAAUUGGCGUAAGCACUGGUUUUUUGAAAGCGAUUGCCAUCUGCCUUUCAAACCUAAAGAGACUAGGGCUUAUUGGGAUUAGUCCGGUUUCCUCACGAUGUUUUCUUUCACGGUAAAGCUGGUAUCUAUCAAAUGAUAUAUCGUAGCAACGUUUCCAAAUACGUUAAAAAUACUGUCUUUGUUGUGUUUGUCUGCAUUAAAUUUGCAUAGACUUAAAAAUGGUUAAUACCUUGUACAACAAACACAAACUAUGUCUAUGUACAAACUUAUACACACUAUGGAAGGUGUUAAGUAUAAGAAAAAAUCUGCUUCUAAUAAAACAGUGACACAUAAUCAUGUUUCAAAUAGUACAAAUUAUCAGAAAAAAAGUAUUGUAAGUGUGGCUGUGACUUUUAAAAGCGACUAUUGAGAAUAAAACGAGUAAAACUACAAAAUUAUAUUAUGAGCCUAAAAUUAUCAAGCCGCCUUGUUUGUGAUGGUAUUGAUUGCUUUUAAUUUAUUGUAGGCGUUAAGUUAAUUCUUGCCUAUAUUCACUGAUUUUGAGAAAAUUACUUGUGGCUCACGUUGUAUGAAAAUGUCCAUAUAUAUAUAGUAGCCUGAUUUAAUUAAUAUCGAGUGUAGUGUACUUUUUAAUUAAUCAGUGAUUCUUGUAUAUAAUUUAUAAAUGUGAUAAAUUGAUUAUAAAUUAUAAAGUAUUAUAACAUAGCUAGUUAGAUAUAAAAUAGUAAUAGUAAGUUAUUGUUUAACUUAAGUUUUGCUAUUUUAAGUUUAAGUGUUUAAUUUUAAGUACCGUAUUUUGGUUUCAUAACAGUUAUACCUGACUUUGAAGUCCUUCAAAAAGGAGUAAUAUAUGGGUAUAUUUUCCAUUUUUGAGUUUUUUUCCCAAAAAAGUUCUUAUUUUUGACAUUGUUUAAUUGUGAAGAAACAUAUUAUUAUUAUGAAAUAUACAACGGUAUCAAUUGGAAAAAUAAGACAAAUGUAUCUAAUUUAAAUUGUCACAUAAAAUAAUGUAAAAAAUGUAUACCUACUUAACAUUUUACUGAAAUAGUUAUCGGUGGGUACAGUCAAGGUAUCGACAUGGACAACGUUCGAAAAAUAUGUAUACAAGACAUUAUUGUCCAUACAUUAGCGUAGUGUGUACAUUUUUGGCACUAUCCGUGUUGAUAUUUACGGCUCGAUUCGAACAAUGCUUAUUAAAUGCCAACAGCUAUACGAUACUGAUCUGUCAUUGACAAGUGACGUUUUUGGUUUAAAAAACAAACAGUAUCGUAUCGCUGUGACAUCUUAUAAGCAUUGUUCGAAUCGGGCCGUUACUACCUUAACUGAAUCUACCAGUCUUUGUCCCUUGUUCCAAAAAGUACUAUCAGGCUGAGAUGACGUAUCGUCAAAAUAUGAAAUGAAAACUAAAUAUAAAUAUCCUUCAAAACCAAGUGUCCUUUAGAAAUAGUUUUGUAUGAUGCCAUUAUAAUGUAA